Molecule: messenger RNA, 1737 nt
Organism: Alternaria arborescens
Lineage: Eukaryota; Fungi; Ascomycota; Dothideomycetes; Pleosporales; Pleosporaceae
Exons: 1
Coding region: 1-1737 (578 amino acids)
Source: RefSeq, a predicted model, not a curated record
AUGCAUCUUUUGCGAUACAGUGACACCGGCGAUCUCAGUCUCAUUCCGUUUCGCGAUGAGCCUAUUCCUACGUAUGCGAGUCUUUCGCAUACAUGGGGAGCGGACACCGAGGAGGUCACCUUCGAAGACCUGAUGACUGGCACUGGUAAGGAUAAGUCUGGCUACGAAGAGAUUCGCUUCCGGGGAGAACAAGCUUCAAGUGCAGCUCCACCUCUUGACCAGACUGGUGAUGGCUCCAAGAUUGCACCGAAAGAGACGGCCGGCCUUCGAGACAUGCUUCACCUUGGCAUCGAGAGCGUCCAGAGCUUGAUAAAGUUUCAGAAAGAGAAGGUACUAAGUGGAUAUACCGAUGACAAGACAUACCUUAUGGAGGGCCUUCUCCGGACCGCUGCCGCAUUACCUAACGGGCCAAAGACAAGAGAGGCAGUGACGGGUCAGUUUCUGACUCAGCUAUGGGUUGACUUACAGCAACCGCCGCAGUCAUAUACUGCCGCAUUACCCAACGGGCAAAAGAUCGAUACUUGCUGCAUCGACAAAGAAACCCAGGCUGGAAGCUCGCUGGCCGUUACCUCUAUGGCUCACUGGUAUCGGAACGCGAAACACUGCUACGUCUAUCCAUUGGGUCUUUCGACUACUGAGCAGACUGUAAGCGGCCAGUCCACUUGGGAGUCCGAUUUCCAGGGAAGCAAAUGGUUUGCCAAAAAGCUUGUUCCCGCCCCUUAUUCGGUUGAAUACAAAAGAUCAAGAGAGAGUUUCGGGCUCGAGCUCGAGGUUCUGAGGAAGAUGAGCCAUCGCCAUGUGGUCCGACUCCUCGGCUCGUAUAUCCAUAAGGAAUCCGUCGGGCUGUCAUCGCACCAAGUAGUGGUCUGCGACCUCGGCACCUUCUUUGAAAAUGCCGAGGCAUUAAUUUCCCAAAAAGUUCAGAAAGUCGAACAUCUGAAGGCUGAGUUCAAGCCGAAAUACAUGCUGGAAUAUCAGCUGCACAUGUUUGGAGGGAACGCGACCAAAUGCGACGAGAUCGGUGCAAAUUGUGGACUCAGCUGUCAACAUAUCCGGAUCCAAGGUCUCUGCAAUAUCCAACAUGAUAGAGCAGACUCGUCAGAGAUAUACCAACACCCUUCGUAUUCGGCGCCUCGGUACGCAUGUCAAGCACCGCAGCUACCACUACCCCAUCCGUUUCAUAUUGCACCGACAUGGGGAUGUAUAGGACACAUGCUGUUCGUCCCGGGAGCAGAAGAGCAAUGCGUGGCUGAUUCCAACGUUACCUGUUCGACCGCUCUAUCUGAUAAGACGAGCGUGUUCUCUAAGCCAUCAGAGAACGACCCAGUGGCCGGCACGGAGAUCUCAAACCACUACAAUCCUUCACCGAGCAUGUCGCAAUCCUGGCAAGAGGUUCCGCUGCUCCGAAUGGACCAAAUCUUGCCAGCAAAUGCCUACGAAUCUUGCAAGCCCGAGCUGCAGAACAAUGGACCAGUGACUCCUGGCUUUGAGCAUCCACGCCUGAGCGCAGACGGCCGAGAAGAUAGUGGGUAUGGUGACCAAGAACUCCCAACUCUUGGCAAGGAUACAGCACACUCGGAAGAGGCCAUUCUUGCAAACUAUGAGACUUCUGCUCUCCGCGACUUCGUGGACGAUCCCGGUCACCAGUAUUGGACCUGGUGCAAGGAGCACCAGAACUGGUGGCAUAAAGAUGAGAAAACCAACGCCAUGAUCUGGGCACCGCUUGACUUCGACUAA